GCUUUGUUUGCAAUGUGUUUCAGUGUCAUGGAUGGUAGCUUUACUGCCGACGCACCCCUGCUGCAUGUGCUGAAGACCGACUAUCACUCAUCUGUAUCUUGCCCGUGAUCAGAUCACCUGAGAUGGGAACAAGGCAGAGGACAUGCGUGGCAUGCAGGCAGUCCAGGGAUAGUUCGAAAGUAAUCUUCUUAGAUAGCCAUGCAUCGACUAGCUCUGUCAGGGCAGAUCAGGGUCGACCCAGUAUUGAACAUCCUUGGACUGGUGUCAAGAUGCUCAUGAUACGGGUAUUGAAUCGGUAAAACAUCGACCCAUUCACCGAUGCCACCGAAGGAUAUCUCAAUCCUGCUCACCACCAGGUCCCUGCGCAUGUUUGCGUUCGGAUCGGUGGGGCUGAUCCUGGCCCUGUUCCUGCACGAGUCGGGCUUGCCAGACCGCCAGCUGGGCGCAGUGAUGACCCUGGCACUCCUGGGAGACGCGGGCAUCAGCCUGGCGGUCACGCUGCUCGCGGAUCGCGUCGGCAGAAAAGCGAUGCUUUUGAUGGGAUGCGCCUUGAAGAUCCUUGCUGCAGCGAUCUUCGCGCUGCCAGGCACCCUGUCGUUCUGGCUUCUAUCCUUAGCAGCCUGUGUGGGCGUGGUGUCGCCCUCCGGCAACGAGGUGGGCCCGUUCAUGGCCCUGGAGCAGAGCAUCCUGUCCCAGAUGCUCCCCCCGAGCGCUCGCACGACGGCCUUUGCCUGGUACAACGUGGUUGGAUAUGCGUCCUCUGCCGCCGGCGCUGCCGAGGCCGGCCUGCUGGUUGACGCACUGCAGCAGCAGUUUGGCCUCAGCGCACUCGACAGCUACAAGACGGUCUUCUGGCAGUACGGCGCGCUUGCCACGCUGGCAGCCCUGUGCUUCACGUGCCUGUCUGGCAGGGUAGAGGCCCCGCCGCAUGCAGGCAAUACCAGAGAUCAAGAACAAGAGCAGGGGCCGGGGGUACAGAGACACGCGCUCGGCUUGUCGAAUGAAUCUAUGAAUAUCCUGGCGCCGCUGUCAGCGCUCUUUGCACUGGACUCCUUCGCGGGCUCGCUGAUCACAGGCAGCCUGCUGGCGUACUACUUUCGGCAGCGGUUCGGUGCGAGCGCUUCAUUUCUGGGAGGACUGCUUUUUGCCUCCAACAUGAUCGCUGGAGCCUCCUCCCUGUCAUCAGGGUGGAUUGCCAAUAGGUUUGGGCUGGUGAAUACAAUGGUGUUCACGCAUUUGCCCUCCAAUGUGCUCACCAUCCUCAUCCCGUUCAUGCCCACCGUAGAGCUGGCGUCAGCAAUUGUCUUCCUCAGGUACAGCAUCUCCCAAAUGGACGUGGCGCCGCGGCAGAGCUUUGUGGCGGGGAUCGUGCCUGCAGCAGAGCGGACAGCCACCAUGGGAAUUGUCAACGUGGUGAAGAGCCUGAGCGCAUCUCUGGGCCCCUUAGUCACCGGUUUCGCGGCGGGCAGCGGCAGUUGGACGGCCAUUUUCGCGCUGUGUGGCGGGCUGAAGAUUGUGUAUGACUUGGCGCUGCUGUACUCCUUUGGGCAUGUGAAGGCUGAUGUGGAAAUGGCGGGGGCGGCGGCUGUGGCUGCACACAGGGAUGGAGCCUUGCAUCGGGGAGAAUUGGAGGCGCCUUUGCUAGGGGAGACAGAGCAUGGUCAGAUUGCUGAUCUUCUGGUGAAGUGAGUGCGGGGGAGUGAUUGCUCCUAGACCUGCUAUAAUUUUACUCAAGGUUACCUUUUGUGUACACUAGAAAAAUUGAUAGAACAGAGAUGCAAGACACACAUGGCAGUGCGAACUUGGAGAGAGGGCUGCCCCGCGGUGUUUAUGCAGUGUCGAGACAUACAGACACCUUUGGCAAGACAUCUACAUUGUUUAGUGAAUUGCUCAUGCAGUGGUGUCCAAAAAUCAUGUAGACUGCCAGUGCAGAUGACCUCAGUAUUCGUUGAUUUGAGUCAAUUACAUGCUUAAAAUGCUACAACUCUUCCUCGUGAAUUGUCAGUCAGACAGACAGAUGGUUUGAGAAGCUACUAUACAAAUCUGUCACUCGGCAACACAUGCUAAAUACGGCACAUUCACGUAGGCACACCCGGCUCAAUGAGGCUGCAUGCAUAUGGAGUCUGUGCCUUUGAAACCGCUUCAUACAAGAUGCUUGCCAGACGGUGAUCAUGAAAGCGCGCAGCACAAUAAUAAAAUCUCUGUCCUUGCACAACUCUGCACCGCAUGCUGAUCGUUUCAGGUCCCUUCCGUGGAUGUGUUCUGUCAGUGUCAAUGUCAGAUCAGUGGGCACAUCUCCUCACAGCUUGCACUGACGAGUGCACCAAAGCGGCGGCCACACUCUUUGGCUGCCGCCAGAGCCUGGUAGCAGCUUGGUCAUGCAGUAAAAUUCCACUUGGUGCAAAACACCUCCCAAAAUAAUGGCCCAAUAGCCAGUACAUGAGUCUUGACCAGUCCAGUCUUGAGAGCUCCUGCAAGGCUGCUGCAUGUGCAAUCUCUCCCCAAUGCACAGCAGACAAUCGCACAAGACAUGGCAGCCAAUCUCUUUGUUCCUGCAGGAUAUCCAAUCCUGCCAACCACCAUACUUCAUUUCCCGCCCAUGCUGCUAUCCCCCGACCAACCUCAGUCCAACCCCAACCCCAUCCGCCCACACACAAACCCACCAAGCCAUCCAGCAGCCUGCAUUCUGCGUGCAGGCAACUUCCAAUCAGCGCCAAGGCUGCCCAGAUUCGCGCCAGUCUUGAUGCAGCAGUCAGGAAACUCCAAUCCCCACAAAUUUCUUCGCCAGUCCGGUAAGCUGCCAGAAGUGGCGCUUCUGCCAGUCUGGCACCAUCGCCACAUUUGGCCGAGCCAUCGCCGUCGCCAAAUUUGGC
Coccomyxa subellipsoidea C-169 is the source of this 2873-nucleotide messenger RNA. RefSeq names its product MFS general substrate transporter. The record is from RefSeq and is a predicted model, not a curated record. Lineage: Eukaryota; Viridiplantae; Chlorophyta; Trebouxiophyceae; Coccomyxaceae. The transcript is spliced from 4 exons. Bases 319 to 1689 code for a protein of 456 amino acids. Gene Ontology annotation, biological process: transmembrane transport. Gene Ontology annotation, molecular function: transmembrane transporter activity.